GACUUUUUAUAUAUUUUUGGGGUGUUACUGAAGAUAUGACUUUCUCUCUAAUAUUGUAAAUAAAAUUGGAGUAUAACUUAAAUCCUAAAGCUCUUCAUUUGUUUUGUUGGUGUUCUAAAAAUCACAGAGAGAACUUUUGAGAAUUUUUUAGUCAGCUGCCGUGGCGGGAAAAGGUCCCAGCUCCUCACACCUGUUGCACCAAGCAGGUAGAAGUUCGCUGGAAAGGGGGCGGGUCCUCCUCAGAGGGGCGGAUCCCGGCCGGGGAUCCAGCCAAUCAGCGCCGGGGAUCGUCUGUCACCGUGCCAGCUGACAUUCGGGUCAGAGACCGAGCAGCUUCUGCGGGGACUCCUGUCAGUCCGCGAGGGGAAAACUUUUGACGAGCGGCUCGUGUCGACAGCGGCGGCGGCGGCUCGGCGUUCACUCCCAAACCGGCGAGAGGUGUCCUGUGAGCGGGGAGAGAGGCUGUACGAUCCUCGGCAGUGUUCUGAGACUGUACGGCCCCCGACGCCCCUUCCUCCUCCAGCCCGGGGGUCCAUGGACUUAUGAGCGCCUCGUAGGAGGACUUCUUCACACCUGCGCACUUUCAACUUAAAGCGGCACUUUUAUUCUCAAAAUAUACUGACUUUUAAAUAAACUUGAGUGGAGUUACUGCUCUGAGUAAAACAUGACGGCAGACAAGGAGAAGAAGAGAAGCAGCUCGGAGCGCCGGAAGGAAAAGUCCCGGGAUGCGGCGCGCUGCCGGCGCAGCAAGGAGACGGAGGUUUUCUACGAGCUGGCCCACCAGCUGCCUCUACCGCACAGCGUCAGCUCCCACCUGGACAAGGCCUCCAUCAUGAGGCUGGCCAUCAGCGUCCUGCGCACACGGAAGCUGCUCGCCACACGCGGCGGCAGUGACAGCGACGGCGACGCCCACAUGGACAGUCUGUACCUGAAGUCUCUGGAGGGCUUCGUCACCGUGGUGACGACGGACGGUGACAUGAUCUUCUUGUCGGAGAACAUCAACAAAUUCAUGGGCCUCACGCAGGUGGAGCUCACCGGUCACAGCAUCUUUGACUUCACCCACCCAUGUGACCACGACGAGAUCAAAGAAAACCUCAGCCUGAAGACGACAGGAAGUGUCUUUGGUAAAAAAGGCAAAGAGCUGAACACGGAACGCGACUUCUUCAUGCGGAUGAAAUGCACGGUAACCAACAGAGGACGCACCGUCAACCUCAAGUCGGCCAGCUGGAAGGUGCUCCACUGCACCGGUCACCUGAAGAUGUACGACGGCUGCGCCUCUCGAGUGCUCUGUGGCUACAAAGAGCCGCCGCUCACCUGCGCCGUCCUGAUGUGCGAACCGAUCCCGCACCCGUCCAACAUCGACACGCCGCUGGACAGCAGGACCUUCCUGAGCCGACACAGCAUGGACAUGAAGUUCACCUACUGCGACGACAAGGUGACUGAGUUGAUCGGUUACGCUCCUGAGGACCUGCUGGGUCGCUCGGUCUACGACUUUUACCACGCCCUGGACUCGGACAGCGUCACCAAGAGCCACCACAACUUGUGUACCAAGGGUCAGGCAGUCAGCGGUCAGUACCGCAUGCUGGCGAAGAACGGAGGCUACGUGUGGGUGGAGACCCAAGGAACCGUCAUUUACAACAGCCGGAACUCUCAGCCACAGUGCAUCGUCUGCAUCAACUACGUCCUCAGUGACAUCGAGGAUAGGGCUGUGAUACUCUCUCUGGAGCAGACGGAGUCUGUGUUCCAGCCGCAACACAUGAGCAGCUUCUUCAGCGCCGGAGGAGCGGGCAUGAAUGGAGAGCCAGGAGACUCCCUGUUCACCACCCUAAAGGAGGAGCCAGACGACCUUGCACAGCUGGCUCCAACGCCUGGAGACACCAUCAUCUCUCUUGAUUUUGGUCAAUCUCAGUUUGAGGAGCCUCAAUCAUCUUUCACACCAGCAUCUGCUUCCGGCAUGCCCCCGCUGGGAGCUUCGUCUUGGCCGAGCGAGAGCCACAAGCCUGGUCCCAAUGCAGUUCCAGGAGAGAUGGCUACCAUGGGCGGCGCAUUCACCGUGCAGCAGAACAAGCCACCGGGCAGUGCCACCCCGAGCCUGAGCAGCUGCUCCACGCCCAGCAGCCCGGGUGAUUACUACAGCUCAGUGGACAGCGACCUGAAGCUGGAGCUGACCGAGAAGCUCUUCGCUCUGGACACCGAGGGAAACAACUCUGCAAACACAGAGAGAGACUUGAGUGAUUUGGAUCUGGAGACCUUGGCUCCUUACAUCCCCAUGGACGGGGAGGACUUCCAGCUGAAUCCAAUCAUUCCUGAGCCCGAACCUCUGGACAGCCCUGGAGGAGCAGGAUCCAUGGCCAACGGCAGCAAGCUCAACAUCCAGCAGAGCUUCAGUGACGUCGCAAGCCUCUUCCAGCCGCUGACCUCCCCCCCUCAGCAGCAAGGUUGCUAUCGGCCCGAGCCACAGUCGUCCUGGGCCACCAGGGAGAGGAGAGGCUCCGGUCAGGGGGCUGUGGACGCCAGGGAGAGGUCAUACAUGAUGGGCCGCAUGCAGACUCCACCGUACCAGGCCCCGGCCAGCGGCCCUCUGUCUUCCAUGCAGUGGCCCCCUGAUCCAAUAAUAACUUACCAACAAUCGACAAGGACACCUAAGGCCUGUCUGAUGGAUAAUUUACCAGAAGAACGGCCUUCCUGCCAGCAAAAUGCAUCAUAUCUCAUGCAGAAACCGAGGUCAAUUGACAAUUUUGUCCAAGCAUACAAAGACAUGAGUCCUAAAGCAAGCAUGGGCAGCAGUAUCAAGCGGUCCUUCAACCAGAUGACUGUGGGGGAAAUGAAGCCAGCAGAAAUGAUAUGGAAGAAGAUGAGGGAUGACAGCUGCAUGGAUCGUUCCCUCAGUGCGGGAUCACUGACAGAGUCUGCGAUGGGGACGGCGAUGCCAGGCAGCAUGUCUCCGUUUAUAUGCUCCGUGCAACAACACAGGAAGUCUCAGUACACAGGGAGUGGAGCAAACGGAAAAAGCUUUGCCCAAAAGAGCUGCAGUUACUCGCAGUACAACAUGCAGUCUUCAAGCAAGUCAGAGGGCAUAGCAAGCCGCUUGCUGGGACCUUCAUUCGAGCCCUCCUUCCUGCCGGAGUUGACUCGUUACGACUGCGAGGUCAACGUCCCGCUGCAGGGGAACCUGCACCUCCUCCAGGGCUGUGACCUCCUGCGAGCCCUGGAUCAGGCCACCUAGAGCCCCAGACCCCAACCCCGUCAUAGACCUGGACUUGCUCUCAGCCCUGAGUCUCAAAAUGCAGCCAGUGACGAAAGUCGUUCAAUACCUACGUACCUUUGGGCCCUCCGAGAGCCCUGUAUGCCUAGCUACCUGUAGACCGUGGUAUUCAUGACCAGAUCCUGCCUUACGUAUCCCUUCUGUAGUCCCCUCGAGAAACGAUCUGCAUAACAAUCAGGGUUCAAGCUAUCUACACUAUUUUAUCUCAGAACUUGACGAGAGUAGAGGAGCUGUCCGACAUUACCGCAUCCCAUAUACACCAUAUGCAGAAUACAUGGGUCACUAGGUGGAAAAAUAAAGGUCAGUGCUGGAUUUGUGACGGAUUUCAUUACACUACUGUCACACGUUGAGGAGUCCUGACACUGAUGUCAGGGAUUUCGUGAAUAUCUGUUCUGGAAUAGAUGCUGAGAUGAACGGGGUGCUCACCUGCUGCACCUCAACCUGAUUCCUGUUGAGGGCCAAAGCAUUCAGCUCAAAAAAGAAAAACUCAACAGUUUCCACACUAACAGAAAUACUGUGUAUGGUUCACUAGUGAGCGCAGUCUUGUUUCGUAGUUCCAGGCAGAGCCUUAAGCCAGAGCUGGGUAUCAUGAUUGGUUCUGAAAGGAAGCCAUAAGGAAAAUAAAAUAGAUAAACAAAAAACAUAUUUUGAUUCCCAAAGAGGACGAAUAUGGUGCAAUAUGGAGGACUGGAGCACUUUAAGAGUGGCUAAAUGUGACAACUGGGCCAAUAGAAAUUAUUACUUGAACUAAACUUCUUAUUUUUCCUUCUUCAACUAAUAUAGUUUUUAAUUUGAAUCAUUAGACACUAGAAAUGGAAUUAAAUUGUAGCUGAGAUUUAUGUUUUCACCCAACACUGCAGCUUCACGGGAGCACAAAUAUGUUACAUUUAUAUCUUAAACCCUUAUGCUAUAAUGUAGAAGAUUUAUUACUUCACUGUAUUUAACUAUUCUUAGGAUUUAUAGUAAAAAUCUUGUCUCAAAUUUGGUUUUAUUUUGAAAGAAUCGGUGAUACCCAGCCUGCAGCUCGAGCCUCUUCCACACACAAACACAUCAGUUUCCUUGAAUCUCUUCACUUCACAUUUUAUUGGUUCUGUUACUGAAAUGAAAAGUUUUAAAUUGCCCCAAAUUAGGUGAACACCUGCGAUUCUCAGCCAAUCAGAUUCUUUAAGUGGCAUGUCUGUCUGGCAGACAUGAUUGUAAAGUAUAAUCUGCAAUAUAUGUUCGUAUAUGAAUAGUAGUUUUGGAGGGGAUUUCUUUUCACUUUUUUUACAUGUUUGUUAGAUUAUGUUGUUGUGAUUACAGGGUAUUUACAUAUUUAGUUUUUUUUUUUUUUUUAGCUAGCAUCCAUUCACCAAACUAAAGCUUUUACAAGAGAAUGUGACACUGUUAUAGAGUUCUUAUGUUGGAUGGGCCUACGCAUGGUUCACACUGAACGCGGAAGCGCCGCGGAACGGAGGCCGCUUCCAUUCAGCGCCCUUCUUAACCUAGGUUGUGGUUCACACCGGCGCUAGCACCGCGGUGCUCCACGGAAAGCUUGCGCCGUGCAGUGGAUCGUUUUGGCGUCUAGUCUAUUUUGUGCGCGAGCGAUCUGCAUCAAUUCUAGCAGGAAGUUACAUCAAGAUACAAGAUACAUUUUUCACAAUAAAAGCGAUAAAGAGAUAAAAAUAAACAUACAACCACAACACAUACACUUCUCUCUGUGUGUGUCAACAACAGAUGAAUUAAAGAAGUGCAGGUCUACUAACUACUUGCUUCUUAGCACAAGCACGAGGUAAUAUUUUUAGGUUAUUGACUUAUCUUGAUGACAAAAAACAUUUUUAAAAAAAGCUCUAGCAUAAGCAACUGUUGCGGAAAAAUGCACGUUUGGUGUGAAUUGCAGGAGAGUGCCGCGCGCACUCUCCUCCAUGGGGCUUCCACGGAGCUUCCGCAGGGGUUCUGCGGGGCUUCCACGGAGAUUCUGCAGGGGUUCUGUGGGGCUUCCAGGGGGCUUCUGCAGGGCUUCCGCUGAGCUGUCAUGGGGUUACCGCCAAGCUUCUGCGGCGUGUCUGUGGAGCUAUUACGGCGCCUCCGUGCCCAGUGUGAACCUAGAGGUUUGCACACACUUUUCAUUGCAACUGAAGAGAAUAAUUAGGAGGGGUGCACACAAGGGAGAGAUGAUGGGGAACCUGCACGCAUGGAUGCUAACCUGUUGUACCUCUGCAGAGUUUAUUUUUUCAAACUGCUUCUUUUUCAGUCAUAGUUUCAGUAGAUGACUUAUCUUUAUCUUUGGUUCAAAGAUACAAGAUUUUUUUUUUCAAAAUUGACCCUUUUCUAGCAAUUAAAGUCAAUAAAUGGAGCUACCUUAGGGGUCUGCAACCUGUAAUACACACUGACUAAAACCCACGAGAGCCACCAAAUCCCACUUUUAUUUUUGUGUUUGUUGCUAUUAAAUAAUUUCUUUAUAAGAUUGUUGCUUUUAAAUAUUGACAGUUACAUUUUAUUCUGUAAACAAAAUCUUAUUUGCUUUUGGCCUAAAAGUUCCUUUCAAAAUAAGGUACUUAAAUUAAAACAGUCAAACAUGGCAUUUUCUUUCAACUAAUUUCAUAUUAAUUCAAGUUGUUUCCCUUAAAGCCAAAGAGCUUCAAUGUAGGGAUAUAAAAGUGGCUCCAGAGCCUCAGGUUGCAGACCCCGGAGCUACCUGAACCGCUCCUCCAAAAGACCGCUCAGAAAACAGCAGUACAGUUACAUUUAGAAUUUAUCCUCACUGCAGCCUUUUUUUAUUUUAUAUCUCACAGAACAUGGCCAGUUUUUGCAUCAAUGGCUGCCGAUACCGGAGGACUUCGGUACAGAUUCUCACCAUAGCGGUUGAGAAUUUGGCAAGAAUUACAGCAAGAAUUUUUUAUUUUUUUUUUUAAGCUAAAUUUGCCUUUAAGCAGUGACCACUUUCAGUAUGAGCUACAGAGUUUGUACACAUACACAUGAUGUAUUUAAAAGAGUUAAUGUUGUAUUGUAUGUGUUUGUGUCCUGGUACUUUGUCCUGGCCCCGCCCCCUCUCCUCUAUAGAUGCUGUUUGAUCAGAGAAAAUGACUGUGGCUUUUUAUUUUUUUCUUUUCGUCGUAAAAUAUCUACUGAAUCUGUUGGCUGGCCAGUACUGUUGUUGUUCUUGCUUUAAAAAUAACACAAAACAAGAGAAAAAGUUUAGACUUAAAAAAAACAUCAACUUUACAAGUUUAAUUUUCUGAUAUGUAGCAUUUUGAAUAUUUUUGGGCAGGUGAAGUUGCCACAUAAUCGUUUCCAAGUUUGCGUAUCUGAAUAUAAAGGCGAUGGUGCUUUCUUUGUAGACCAUGCAUGUGUUGUUUCUAAAACUUUUAUUACACGUCUCGGAUCCACUAACACUGAAUUUUUAAUGUUUUGUUUCCUUUGAAUCCAUAAAAAUGUGCCUUAUCACGACUUCACAAACCGAACAGAUGGAGUUCACCCUUCAAGUGCACAGUGUGUUUCUCGCCACCUUUAGAUGAUAUCUUUUAUUUUUUAAUCUCAUAGUACCGUGUGUUCAAACUUUCCCCCUCUUUAAGUCCAAAUCCUUUGUGGUUUUUAGCUUUAAUUUUUAUAGGAAGAGACACUUUGUUAUUUGAAGAUUCAGAAGCUUUUGCACAAUUCAGAUGAAAACCUGUUGGGUUUUGACCUUCUUCAUUUUUGCUCCUUUGAGAGUUCAAGCAGACUCCAACCUGGUGAAGAUGACUAGUCUCACUCGCUGUAAAGUUUAAGGACAUGGAUUUUGCAGCUCAUCAUCACCUGACUGAUGUGGGCUUUUAGGAUUGGCAGGAAACGGUUUGAAUGAACAGUAAAAAAAUAAAAAUAAAAAGGGGAGGCUCUUUUAUUUUGAAGUUUGCCUUUAAAGAUUGAACGUGAGGAUAUUUGGAUGUGAAUCGCUGUGAAGUUAUAAAGUAAAAAACCUCAUGGUCAAAGUUUAUUUAAAAACUUUAAGGGACAAGGUGGUCUCUUAAAGGAUGUUUUUACAACAAAAUAAGAAUGUUUGGUUUAUCAAGAAAUGAAAGUAUGUAUUAUAGUUAUGUUUUGCACUGAGUAGUGCUGGGCAAUAUGACGAUACACGUCGUUUGGGCGUGCCAUUUCUCUUCUAUCGUUUCUAUAGUUUCUAACCUAAUUUGAUCAAUUAUUACGCCAAAUUUAUCAUUAAACAUCCCGAGACAAUUGCGUCGGUGUUGCCUUAUCAGUGUGUUCACAAAAAAAGAUAUGUUAGUGAAAAUUAAGACAAAUUAAGAGAUUAUUCGAAAACAACUUUCUUACUCAACGCAACCCAAUGUUUUUCCUCAAUUGUGACCAUUCAGUUAUCUGUAACCUAAAAAACCAGAAAAAUAAGCUAUGACAUUUUUUUCAGAGAAUAACUAAAAAUAUAUCUUAUUGUCAUAGAUCCUGAUAUAUAUCGUUAUUGUGAUAAAAAAAUAUAUAUAUAUAUCAAGUUUUCCAUAUCGCCCAGCAGUAGAACUGAGGUUCCAAAAUAUAUAAUAGUAAAGCAAAAGACCACAAACUUUAAGACAAUUUGGGAUUACUAAAUAACUCCACUGAUCAGUCAGAAAUCUUUAACUUUAGAUUUAACAUGUUUUUUUUUCCUUAAAUUUUUUAAAAUUCUUUACACUUUUAUGGUACAGUUUAAACAAAAGAUUUAAAGCCAAGUUGUACUAGAUUACAGCUAAUAAAUAGUUCCUAUUAUUAGAUUGAAACUGUUGACUGAUGCAUAUUUCUCCUCACUAUAUUUAACCAAAAUCUAUUUAUUUCCCUAAAAAGACUGGAUUUUAUUCUUUUUAAUGUUAGAAAAUCCUUUUUAAACACAAAAAACAGAAAGUUAUUAGUAUUUUAAGAUUCAUGCUUAGUAUAUCUUAGAUUUUUUUUUUAGAAUUAAAAUGAUCAGAAAAGCACCUUAUCACAUUUUUUUUUCUAAAAGUUGCAAUUAAAAGACUUAAAAGUGCAAUAUUGUCCAACUACUAAGAUGAAAUAUCUUGGAAACCAAAGAUGGACCAGAACCAAGCAGGAAACAAGCACAGCGAUGGAAGAUUGUUUUUGCAACUCAAGAAUUGAGCUGCAGUCGUGUAUGUGAAAUAAGUUGGCUGAAUGGAAGUCGAUUUAAAAAAAAAAAAAGAAAAAACAAAUCCAGACCAGAGAAGUCUUGCAGGAUUUGUCCGAUUCUGCUGCUACGGCCAGAUAAAUGUACUGUUCGUUAACGUAAAUGCACACCAAACUGUUGCUGUCCCAGCUAGAAACACUAAUAAUGGUAGUGUUCCCUCAUGUUACAGAAGCUAAAAGUAGGCGGGGCUUAAAUGCUCAACAUACUGUGCUGCUUGAAGGGUUUUCCCAAAAAGCUAAAUCAUUAAAGGAAAUGCAGCCUUUGCACUUCCUUUGUCAAAAGCAUCAAGCCUUUUUUUUUGUUUUUAUCUCACAGAAUGACAGUUUUUAUUAUUCCUUAUGGGAUCCGUGUUCAACUACUUGUAUUCUGUUGUUUUGUCAUACAUUACAGUUAUACUAGCUCAUUCAGAUUUUUUAUAAUAUGCUAAAAUUCAUAUUGAUUCUAUUAUAAUAUAUUGUUAUCAUUGUUAUUACUAUAUGGGAACUUUAACCCAAUAAGAAGUUUGUGUUUCUGCACUGAUAUCUUAUUAAAGCAUACUGAUCUUACUCUCA
Molecule: messenger RNA, 8938 nt
Organism: Oryzias melastigma (Indian medaka)
Lineage: Eukaryota; Metazoa; Chordata; Actinopteri; Beloniformes; Adrianichthyidae
Gene: epas1b
Product: endothelial PAS domain protein 1b
Exons: 16
Coding region: 665-3226 (853 amino acids)
Biological process (GO): cellular response to hypoxia; regulation of transcription by RNA polymerase II
Molecular function (GO): protein dimerization activity; DNA-binding transcription factor activity, RNA polymerase II-specific; RNA polymerase II transcription regulatory region sequence-specific DNA binding
Source: RefSeq, a predicted model, not a curated record